Molecule: messenger RNA, 3338 nt
Organism: Bombus pascuorum
Lineage: Eukaryota; Metazoa; Arthropoda; Insecta; Hymenoptera; Apidae
Gene: Ars2
Product: serrate RNA effector molecule homolog
Exons: 16
Coding region: 127-2889 (920 amino acids)
Biological process (GO): mRNA processing; primary miRNA processing
Cellular component (GO): nuclear body
Molecular function (GO): nucleic acid binding
Source: RefSeq, a predicted model, not a curated record
UAUGACGCCACGCCUCUCGAAGUAUGGUAGAUGCUUUGGUGACGCAUAACGGGUGAUCAGAUCCUUUGUGCUGGAGUUUUAAUUUCAUUCUACAAUCUACUUUACGUGGCAUUAAGUCCUUGCAUUAUGGGUGACUCUGACGAUGAAUACGAUAGGAAAAGAAGAGACAAAUUUAGAGGGGAGAGAACAGAAUCUUAUUCUAGAGAAGGUCGACGAGAUGACAGAAGAAGAGAUGAUUGGGUGGAUAGUAAUUAUUCCAGAGAAUGGUCCAGUCGACCUAGACAGCGUCCAGAUUACAGAGAAUACCGUGGAGGUGGAGGUGGAGGACGCGAUAGAUAUAGUCCUGGCAGAUCACAGGAGAUGGCACCACCAAUGAAAAGAAUGAGAACAGAUUGGGAUGAUCGUCCAAGAUAUGGACAUGAUUAUUAUGGAGGUGGAGGAGGGGGUGCAACUUCCUGGGGACCAGACCAUUAUCCACCUCCUCACCAUGGCAAUCAUCACUAUGGAAACCACAGUAACAGUAACAGUCGAGAGGUAGCUGGUAACUUCAGCAAUUCCAAUGUUGAAACUCAACCACCAAUGAUGUCUUUCAAAGCGUUUCUUGGAACUCAAGAAGACUCGAUUACAGACGAGGAAGCUAUUAAACGAUAUAAUGAAUAUAAAUUGGAAUUCAGAAGGCAACAAUUGAAUGAAUUCUUCGUUGCACACAAGGACGAGGAAUGGUUCAAAAUAAAAUAUCAUCCAGAAGAAUCAGUGAAGAGAAAGGAAGAACAGGUGGCAGCUCUUAAGAAACGUGUUGAAGUCUUCCUGGAGAUGCUUGAAAUUAAAGAAAUAGAUAAAGUUUCUGUGGAUGCCGAUCAAGCUGAUGCUUUGCUGCAUCUGCUAGAUGCGGUGGUUAUUAAAUUAGAAGGUGGUACGGAAGAAGAUUUACAAGUUUUAGACAUGAAGCCAACAAAUAUGAUUAUAACUAAAGAUAUGAUCAAGGAUAAAGAAGACACGAAGAACAAAGUUGGAGCUGAGAAAAAAGGCGAUAAUAGCGACACGAAUAAAGUUGAUGAAACUUUGAAAACAGAGAAAAAUUUAAAAAAUGGUCAGAGUACAGACUCUGAAGUUAAAAUCGCAGAAAAUGACGAAAUUUCCAUAGAGGAAGUUGAAAAGUCAGAGGAAAAUAUAGAAGAAACAAAAAAGGAUGAUAGUGUGGAUAGCACAAGCAAACAAGAGGAAAUUAAUAUCAAAAAGAGAAAACGAACUGAUAGUAACAGCAGCAGCAGCAGCAGCAGUAGUAGUAGUAGUUCUUCUGGCAGCGAUAGUAAUAAACCCGAUACACCAAAAGCAGAUCCUCAUAUAACUGAAAAAAUGGAUGUCAGUAAUGAAAAUACUGAUACACAGGAUAAUAAAGAAGAUGAUCAAGAUGCUAAAACAGACAGCGAACCUUUGCCAGAAGCUAAAAAGUCUGCUAUGGAACCAGAAGCGGUAAUCGACCUAGCCAGUGAAGAUAAAGAAAAAGAACCUAGAGCUUUGCACAAGACUAGCAGUAUCUUCCUCCGUAAUUUAGCACCUACGAUAACAAAGGCAGAAGUUGAAGCGAUGUGCAAACGUUUUCCUGGAUUUUUGCGAGUUGCCAUAGCAGAUCCUCAACCAGAGAGAAGAUGGUUUAGAAGAGGUUGGGUGUCCUUUGAAAGACAAGUAAACAUAAAAGAGAUAUGUUGGAGUUUAAACAAUAUUCGGUUACGGGACUGCGAACUUGGAGCUAUAGUAAACCGAGAUCUUUCGCGUCGUAUACGCACAGUAAAUGGUUUGACAUCCCAUAAACAAAUAGUUAGGCACGAUAUCAAAUUGAGUGCUAAAAUCGUGCAUAAUUUGGAUAGCAGGGUUGGUUUGUGGAAUGAAGAAAAAAGAGACGAUAAUACAGUUAAACAGGAUGACGACAACAAAGAAAAUAAAAGUAUUCAAAAUGUAAAUGAAGUUGAGCAAGCUGCAUUUGGAUUGUCAUCUAAAAAUCCAGUAUUGAAGAACAUAACCGACUAUCUCAUAGAAGAGGCAUCGGCCGAAGAAGAGGAAUUAUUAGGAAUGUCUGGUGACAAAGAAGAGGGUCAAUUAGGAGGCGAUGGAGAUGGUCCAAUUGAAAGAGAUCCGACAUUGAUCAAGGUCUUAGACAGAUUGAUCCUUUAUUUGCGAGUAGUUCAUUCGGUUGAUUAUUAUAAUCACUGUGAAUAUCCGAACGAAGACGAAAUGCCAAAUAGAUGUGGAAUCAUGCACGUUAGAGGAUCUCCUCCUACCGCUAAAGUUACUAGCACCGAAUUGUCAGAAUACUGUCGCAAUUUUGAAAGCAAGAUGGCAGCGUUCUUGCAACCAAUUGCAACGCUAUCUCAAGAGGAGUUCGAUAAGUUGGGUGCUAAAAAUGCUGAAGCUGAAGUCGAAAAGUUCGUUCAAGCCAAUACACAAGAACUAUCAAAAGAUAAGUGGUUGUGUCCACUUAGUGGGAAAAAGUUCAAAGGACCAGACUUUAUUCGGAAACAUAUUUUUAAUAAGCACGCAGAAAAGGUAGCAGAAGUAAAAGCGGAAGCGGAAUAUUUUAAUAACUAUCUAAGAGAUCCAAAAAGGCCACAGCUUCCCGAACACCCGGGAAAUAAAGCACCUCCGAGAGAGAGCUUACGCGAAGGAUUUACUCCGUAUGGAUGUAGCACAUUUGGAAGUUACGGAGGAGGUUACGGUAGCAGCAGGGGAGGCUAUGGAUCAAGUUACGGAGCCGGAUUCGGUGGAGGGUUCGGAAUGCCGCGUUCCAAUCGUGGUGGUUUUAACCGAGGACGUGGCGGCGGAGGAGACUUCCGACCAGUGAUUCAUUAUCGUGAUCUCGAUGCACCACGAGAACCUGAUGAAUUUCUCUAAAUUGCUUCGAUAGACGAAAGGUCAAAGGAACAAAGGAAUCAUAUGUUUGGAAUCGAUAAGUUUGAUGAAAACAAUAUCGGGAUGUGCGUACUACAUAUCUAUACAUGUAUAUAACAAUCUAUAAGGUCAUAUAUGUCAUAUAUAUGUGUAUAUGUAUAUAUAAGAUAUAUAUAUAUACACUCACUUAGAGAUACACUCAGUUAGAAAAUCUACGUAUAUAUGAUUUUAAUGUGUGUAUAAACACAACUCAUGAAUAGAGAAAUGCACAUUUAAAAAGCAAAGCUCUCCUACCUAGUAGUAUAUAUUAUUUAAGGAAAUAUAUAUUAUAUCCGUAAUACUUGGAAACAAUGUUGUGUCAGAGUAACAUACAAGAUAGAUCAGCUACAGCAAAAAUCAAUACUUGUAAUCUGUCCUAUGAUACAACAAUAAAGUAUAUCGUUUGCUAAUUA